UCAUCCCUUCUUUUCUCCUUCUCCUUGCCUCCUCCGCUGCUCUCUGCUCCAGGAGAAAAAAAAAAAAAAAAAAAAAAAAGAAGAAAAAGAUAUCGACAAUGGAUUUACUGCAAUCACGAUCCUAUUGUGAAUGAUCAGAUCUUUUCUUUUUCUUUGUGGAUGCUCAUUGGCGUCGUGAGUCGAGAUGAUGGCAUCAAUAGGGGAAUUCGAUCCUCUCAACACCAGAGUCCCUGCAACUAAAAUAGAAGUUACCGUGUCUUGCCGGAGUCUGCUGGACGUGGACACAUUCUCCAAGUCAGAUCCUGUGGUCGUGUUGUAUUUGCAGGGUGUGGGAACCAAAGAAUGGAGGGAGUUUGGCAGGACAGAGGUAAUCGAUAACACUCGGAAUCCAGAUUUCGUCAGGAAGUUUGUCCUGGAUUUCUUCUUUGAAGAGAAACAAAACUUAAGGUUUGAUGUGUACAAUGUGGACUCGAGAAGCUGUAACAUUUCCAAACACAAGGACUUUCUGGGCCAGACCUUCUGUACUCUUGGAGAAAUCAUCGGCUCCACAGGGGGGCGGCUGGAGAGGCCCCUAUCUGGGAUUCCAGGAAAGAAGUGUGGAGCCAUUAUCUUUACUGCAGAGGAGCUCAGUAACUGCAGGGAUAUUGCUACCAUGCAGUUGUGUGCCAACAAGCUGGACAAGAAAGACUUUUUCGGCAAGUCGGACCCCUUCUUGGUUUUCUAUCGGAGUAAUGAGGACGGAACGUUCACCAUCUGCCAUAAGACAGAGGUGAUUAAGAACACACUGAAUCCGGUAUGGCAGCCCUUCACCAUCCCUGUUAGAGCACUCUGCAAUGGCGACUAUGACAGGACUGUGAAGGUGGAUGUCUAUGACUGGGAUCGAGAUGGAAGCCAUGACUUCAUCGGCGAGUUCACCACCAGCUACAGAGAGCUGUCUCGGGGGCAGAACCAGUUCAAUGUGUAUGAGGUUUUAAAUCCCAAGAAGAAAGGCAAAAAGAAGAAAUACAUCAAUUCUGGAACUGUAACUCUGCUGUCCUUCAAAGUGGAGUCCGAGUAUACCUUUGUGGAUUUCAUCCGAGGAGGAACACAACUGAACUUCACGGUCGCUAUAGAUUUCACAGCAUCCAAUGGUAACCCCUCCCAGCCCACCUCCCUCCACUAUAUGAGCCCCUACCAGAUGAAUGCAUAUGCCAUGGCCCUGAAGGCAGUGGGUGAGAUUAUCCAGGACUAUGACAGUGACAAACUCUUUCCUGCCUAUGGUUUCGGAGCUAAGAUGCCCCCUGACGGCAAAAUCUCUCACGCCUUCCCACUGAGUGGUGACAAUGACAGUCCAAACUGUGUGGGCAUAGAGGGGGUUCUGGAGGCUUACUUCCAGAGCCUGAGGACGGUGCAGCUGUAUGGGCCCACCAACUUUGCACCUGUUAUCAACAAAGUGGCAAACUGUGCAGCAGAGAUUACAGAUGGCUCCCAGUACUUUGUCCUGUUGAUGAUCACAGAUGGAGUGAUAUCUGACAUGGUCCAGACCAAAGAGGCUGUGGUCAACGCAUCAUCCCUCCCCCUUUCCAUAAUCAUCGUGGGUGUUGGACCAGCUGAGUUUGAUGCUAUGGAGGAGCUGGAUGGAGAUGAGGUGAGAGUGUCCUCCAGAGGACGUCUUGCUGAGAGAGACAUUGUACAGUUCGUUCCAUUCAGAGACUACAUCGACAGAUCUGGCAACCAGGUCCUCAGCAUGGCUCGGCUGGCUAAGGAUGUCCUCGCCGAGAUCCCCGACCAGCUGCUGUCUUUUAUGAAGAGCCGAGGAAUUGAACCACGCCCGGCCCUAUCCUCCUCGCCGCUACCGGAGUUACACCGGCAUAUCUGACCCUGACACAGCCACUCGUCUCAAUCUCUCCACCCUGACUGUCUAACCCCGCUCUCCCUGCUUAUCUAUGCUCACCUCCCACACAGUUAUUUGUCACUUUAAAGGAGCGGAAGGAUCGACCCGUGACUUGCCCUCUUCCUCUCUUAUCACCGCUGAAGCUAAACAGGCACAUCAUGCCGACACGGUGGGCGCUCAUCCCUGACUCACCUGCUGCUGUACCUCAUCUUUUCCUCUCUAACUUGCUCUGUUAUAUAGCGUUACUUUCCAUUUACUCCAUUGAAGAACAGUGAGACUGAACCAUGACGGUCCCACCCCUCCCCGCUGACUAUCACUCAAGGCUUUGACUUUUUGAAUUCCCCUGACACGACACAUUUUUGCACAAUAAAUGUGUUACAUUUGUCCUUGUCCUCAGCAAGUGUUGACAGUAGUCACAUUUGGCUGGAGUCCCAUGAAGGUACGACACUAAAUUUCAAUUAAAUUUAGUGUUGUACCUUCCUAUUAAAUUAAAGCGAGUCCCCAAAUGAAAGCAGAGCCCUUGAUGAGCUAUAUACAGCAGCUUGUGUCAGGUACUUUGGGGAUAUAUUUGUGCAAGUGGUUUAAACUUAAUGUUGUUAUUAUCGUCAGGCUGUACCAAACAAUUGGUUCAAUCCAAGGAGUUUCAAACUGUGAGGGCUUCCUGAGGUGAAAGGCACUUGUGCACACUCGGGUUCUACAUGCAACGGAAGUUAGUUAUUGUAGUCAGACCCAUUGACACAUUUAGCAGUCAGCGCUGGCUGUGAGGUAAAGCUCAUGGAGGCAACUGAGUUAUUCUUUAAAGCAAUUUAGGUAAUUUAAAACCGUUGGCACUUAUUGCUGCCGUUUUUACACUCUUCUCUGAGUCAUAACUCAGUCAAACCUAAAUACAGAGACGUAAUACACAUAGUUAAAUUCAGCGUGACUUAACCUUGUCUCAGAUGUCCAUCAUGGAUAAAUGUCCACAAAGCUUGUUAAAAAAACGUAGAAAAAAGCUAGAUCACUCCUUAUAACUGCAGAAUUUACCAGAGAAUCAUCACAUUUCACAGUAAACCAGUGAGAGUUGCCUUUUCAUUCUGGGUACAGUGUGAACAAAAACUGCUGAUGGCUCGUUCAGCAUAGUUUAAAUGGUGCUAAUUUGGCAAAAUGUGAAGAAAUACAGGCAAAACAAACAGUAAGCUGUUUACAGCCUGCAAAUUACGAGAAUUAUAGUUCCAAACAUUAGAGCCUGAUACUAUUAUUAUUAUUAUUAUUAUUUCAAAUUGCACUGAUUCUGUCUGUGGGAGGCACAGCAUCACUCCAAAAACCCCUGGUUUAAUACAACCAGAUGAAUUAGUCACGAGGGGUGUAUUCUGGGAGACUCUUUGAGUUUCUAAAGGUGGACGUCAUAUGGAGGGUAGCAGACAAGUGUUGGCAGGUCUAGUCUGGGGGUUCCGGUCUCAUUAUUACCAGUCAAAAACCUUCAAACAGACACAUGUACUUACACAAACACACACACACACCUCUUUCCGCCAUGACACACCCACCCUCUCUUUGCCCAGCGUGGGCCGAGGCUGGGUGCAGAUUCGCCUCCUGCUGUUAGAGAAAUGCCAGUCUCUCCGGCUGCCCUGCAGAGAGGAGGAGGACGGAAGGAAAAAAGGGAUGGGGAGUAGGGAAGAUGGUAGAGGUGGGAGGAAAGGGAAGAGGGAUGAAGGGGUAAGGGAGAGAGGGAUGGAGGGAGAGUUGAAAACAAAACAAAAAAUCAAAGAUGAGGCCAUGAGAGUGGAGGAAAGGGACGACGACAAAGGAGAGGAUAUGUUUUUUUGAUGCCAAGAAUGAAAGAAAUAUGGCAGAUGAGCGGCUGAGUUGGCGAAAUCAACAGAGAGGAAGAGUAUACCUCUGUUUAGUUGAGUUUUUCUCUGUCUGAUAAGACUUUGUAUACAUAUUUUUUGGUAAAGAAAUUAACGAUAAAUGCACAAUCUCCGAAAAAGCAAUAUACCUGACUCUGAGUGUAACGACUGCCCUAUGCAUGUCCCUCCCUCUCCCCUGCCAUGACUUGACAUUUUAUUCCCAUGCAGACUGGAGCUGUGUACAAAGUGGGUAAACUCUGCCACCUAGUGUUCACCAUUUAUAUAGCAGGGUACCUUUGUUAUGCAUGACUACUGUACAUUCCUAUAUUAACCUUCACAGUGCAGACGCAUGACCUGAUGCAACCGUCCUCACCACCGUAACUAACUGUAAGCAAAGUGACGUCAGGCAGCCCCGAAAAAUUCAAAUAACGUGUUGAUCUCAUUUACGUUCUUAUUUGAAGACGUUCUGUUCAUGUCAGUGUGAUGAUGGUGGUGGCUUAGAGGGGUCUUUAUGCUGUUUCAUGUGUUGUGAAAGUAUAUCUGUUUUUUGUUUUUUAAUAUAAACUUGUACCAUAAUUAGUUGAACCGUCGAGUUUCUGCAUGUCGAGGAAUAAAUAAGUGUCCAAGUGGUCGUCGUCAUUGCAAAAAAAGAGAAAAAAAAAA
Molecule: messenger RNA, 4362 nt
Organism: Larimichthys crocea (large yellow croaker)
Lineage: Eukaryota; Metazoa; Chordata; Actinopteri; Sciaenidae
Product: copine-9
Exons: 20
Coding region: 185-1858 (557 amino acids)
Biological process (GO): cellular response to calcium ion
Cellular component (GO): plasma membrane
Molecular function (GO): calcium-dependent phospholipid binding
Source: RefSeq, a predicted model, not a curated record